CUCACCUGCUCAGUAAGCGGCCAGGCCCACAGUGCAGAGCACCAUGCCCGGGGAGUAGUAGUGGGCUGACCGACAGCUCGCGAGGGUGUUUGUAUGUAGCCUGUGUGUACGUCAGUCAGUGUGUCCCGCCGGUUGAAGCAUGGAGGAGUUGGCCAGAGAAAGCAUCAGCCUGUUGGCUUCAGCCUCAGCCAAGCCCCCGCUGGACGUGGCCGGGCCUCGGCUCGGCUCCAUGGGGGCCAUUUUCAUCAUGCUGAAAUCCGCCCUGGGCGCCGGGCUCCUCAACUUCCCCUGGGCCUUCGAGAGAGCCGGGGGCAUCCGCAGCGCAGUCACCGUGGAGCUGGUCUCCCUCGUGUUCCUUGUCAGUGGUCUGAUCAUCCUGGGCUACUCUUCGUCCAUCAGUGGACAGUGCACCUACCAGGCGGUGGUGAAGGAGGUGUGUGGACCGGCCAUCGGUCAGCUGUGUGAGAUCUGCUUUGUCUUCAACCUCUUCAUGAUCUCUGUGGCCUUUCUGGUCAUAGUGGAUGACCAGCUGGAGAAGCUUUGUGGCUCCCUGUACGAGCUUGUAACUGGUUUGCCGGAGUCGGAGAUGCCAUACCACUUUUACACAGACCAGCGCUUCGCUCUGGUGCUGCUGUGUGUCCUCCUCAUCCUGCCUCUAUCCAUCCCCAAAGAAAUCAGCAUUCAAAAAUACAUCAGUGUUCUGGGCACUCUGGCAGCAACCUAUCUGACCAUAGCCAUCAUCAUUAAAUACCACACCAUGCCUGCUGUUCUGGUUCACAUCACCCCUCUCUACAGCAGUGGGAUCAGCUCCUGGGCCUCCAUGUUCAGCGUCAUCCCGACCAUCUGCUUUGGUUUCCAAUGCCACGAGGCAUCCAUUGCCAUCUACAGCAGCAUGGAAAACCAGCGGCUCUCUCACUGGGUCUUCAUCUCUGUGGUCUCCAUGAUCUUCUGUCUCAUCAUCUACUCCCUCACAGGUGUUUAUGGGUACCUGACAUUUGGAAAGGACGUGAAGGCUGACAUUUUGAUGUCGUACACGGGUGAUGACAUUCUGAUGCUCAUCGCCAGGCUGCUGUUUGGAAUCUCCAUCAUCACCAUCUAUCCCAUCAUCCUGCUGUUGGGCAGAUCAGUGAUCCAGGACCCUCUGCUGAGCUGGCAGCGGCGGCGCAAUGGUGUGGUGACGGUGGAGUUUGAAAGCCGCAGCCGAUACAUACUGACAGGCCUGUGGAUAACGAUAACACUUCUCAUUGCCGUGUUUGUACCAGACAUCAGCAAGGUCAUCAGUGUCAUUGGAGGCAUCAGCGCCUUUUUCAUCUUCAUCUUCCCAGGACUCUGUCUGAUGUUUGCCAUGCAGUCUGAGCCAGUGUCCUGUAAGACCAGGUGAGAGCAGCUCCUCCAUUUCCUUUAUCCAUUGCAUUGUGGGACAUUAGUGUACAGCUCACUGAAAAAUUGACCAUAUCAUGCAUUGUCUGGUUUCAGUAUACUUCAUUUUGUCACUUUUCCAGGAUGAACAUAGUACAUACUGAAAACCUGCUUAGCACAUAGUAAUUAGUACAUAAUCUGAAAUUGAUGUGUAAAAUAUGUGCCCCUUUAAUGAAAAUGAUAAACAUUUCACAUUCUGCUCCAUAUUGUUUAUGGCUUACCUCAGUUUCUCAUUAAACCAUAAAGUAAACAUUUGUGAAUUGAGGAUUGUCAUCCUUCCAUCAGGACAGACACUUCACCAUAAGAUAAUUUAAAAGUUCAAAUUAAUCACAGAUCUACCAGAACCUUUAAGCAUGGACAAAUAAGCACCAGCAUGAAUAUGCAGCAAGAUUUAAUAUCAAAGCCACGAAGCAUGGUUUUCAGUUUUAUAGUUUUAUUGAAUUGCAUCACUCUACAUCAUCUAGUAUUUCAACAAGAUAUUCUUUAAAGACCAAAUAUAAUACUUGCAUCCCUGCAAUAAGUCUCUACACUUAAGAAGAGAAAGCUGUUUUACUGAAACAUACAUUAAGAAUUAAUAUUUCAUUAAACAUUGCCAUAAAAGUGAAUGUUCAUUCUUGUAUACUUUUUUCUAGUCAUAUAUAUUUUAUAUAAUAGAUUUUAGGCUCUGUCUCCUUUUAUAGGAAUACUAGAAAAGAAAGAAGGUAAGAAAUGCACAAAACCCAUUGAAGAGUAGCAUGACCUAAUACUACAGCAAAGAAGUUACUGGACAUUCAGUUGACAUGCACUCAGUUGAAGGAUAGAAAAGAACACAGCCAUAGAAGGGAAGAGUUAUGGCCUUGAUGUUGGUCAAUUUGGCAAAUUCCUGAUUGGCUUGGUACCAUGUAACACUUCUUGAGGUAAACCUGGUGACACGCUUCCUGUCCGCCAGCUUCCCUACAGCUACAGAAAUUGAUGUUGCCUACAGGAGGCCUGAUCUCCACGUACCACAUGUCCUCUGCUGUGUAAUCUUUUCGUGUUGCCAGGAAACAUUCAAUCAUUCAAAGGCCUAUUUCAUGACAUUUCAGUGACAUAACUCUUUCAUUGUAUGACGAAGCACAGGUUGCACUGAGGAGUAGGAUAGAAAAAGAACAGGUUGCACAGUCUGAGGGACAUUCAGGAAUGUAUCAACAGGAAACAGUAUUGGCAUUUCUGACAGUUCACUCAAUAUCUACCUCAUAUACACAACCCAACCAAGCUGGGCAUAAUGUACAGGAAAGGAGAGGCCUUGAUUAGAACAUGUGGGCUGCAUUCAGCUGGGCACUCAAGUACUGUAAAACUAUGGCUAUCAGUAUAGUAUGUCACUGACAUGUAAACAUCAAUCCAUGCAAUAUGGCUUUAUGUUUCUAUUUAGAAUACAUCAGCUCCCUCUUGAAUGCAAACAAAAUUUCGCACAGUUUGUAGUGGCACAGGAGUGCUAGUUUUAUUUUUUAAGAAGUGAAUGUUUAAAGGUAUCCUGUGGAGUUUUCUUGUAAACAAAGGUUAUACCUACAUUCAGUGUUUCUCACCAAUACGCAUUGUGUCUAUUGUUGAGGUCUAACAAAUGUGCUGAAUACAAUUCCUUCUGCAUAAAACAUUUUCACAGCUGAUUUUGAAAAUAUUUUAGAUGGUUUUUAUAUCCAUGUUUGCUAGCUAACAUUUCUUGGCGCGUUACACGCGUUACCACCGUCAACAGUAGACCAACAGAAUAGAGAGCUGAAGUUAAACUGAAACUUAGUGUUCUACUCCAGGAGUAAGAAAACCUCAUUGAAAAUCACACUGAUAUUUGUAUCAAUGCAAAUAACAAAAAAUCUUAAUACUAUGUCCUUGGUUCACUCCAUAUGUCUAGAUAAAGAUGGCCAUUCCUUUUAAAAUGAUUUAAUAUUGUUGUUUAUUCAAAAUUUAUAUUUUUAGUGACCCAUAACAAAACAUAAUUUCCCAAGAGUGUUUGUGAAUAUUGUGAACAAAAGUUAUGAUGUAAGUACCCACACUGCAUUGCUGGUAAAAUUUCAUGGGAGUUGUAAUCUUUUGUAUACUCACAAAUUAAUAGUUAAAUUUAUGAAGGUUUCAACUUCUGAUAGCAUGUGCCUUAGUGGAUCAAUUUAGUUUGAUGUUGUUGUAAUGUUUCAUUUUUUCAAAAAGACCAAUGAAAGAAAUGCUCAAUGAGAUUGCAUUGCGUUAUAGAAGCUAGUGGAACAGAGGCUAGCCCAGCUGUGACAUCAGGACUUCAGCUCUCUAUUGCAUGAAACUGGCGGGAAGAAUGUGUAUGACGCCUUUGUGUUUGGCACGCAUAAAAUAGGGAUCCCAUUGUGAAUUGCUCCAUAGCACCGAUAGUGGUUAAAAUCUCCAAAGGGUACCUUUAACACAGACACUCACAAAUUAGUGGAAACAUUUCACACAUAAAGCAGCAACGCCUUUGCAUGCUAGUUCUAUAAGCCUACUGUACUAUGAGUUUCUGUUACAGUAUAUUCAAUAACAUUCAGCACUUCCACAUUCCACACAGUCCUGCCCCACUCAAUGCAGCCCGGCGGCCUAAAAGAAGGGAACGGCGCUAGAUCAAUAUUUGUAUCAGUGUAGCUGGAUCACCACUCACUGCUACCACAGUACUGGCAGAUGAUAGACUGGCUGUCAUUCACAGAUGAAAAGAGGAAAUAGACUCAACAGUGAGAGGUGGAUGGCACCUUUUGAAAGUAUAGAGCUAUAAAGGAGUGACUCAUCAACAAAUCUCAAACCAGAUAAACUGUAAUACUAUACAUUUCUAAAUACUCUCAUCAUACAUAAUAACCCUUAAUAUAUUGUAUCUAGAAGUCACAAUAUUCACUCAUUUUAAAUUGUGCUUUCUGAGUGAGAGUCUGAUUGUUUUACAUUGGUGGGAUCAUAGUGGUGUUAGUGGUGGUGAAGUGAGGCGUCUGAGGGAUUCAAUCCAUGUCCCUGAAUUUGACCUCUAUUCAAUUCAGGGUGAAUGGGUGAGAUUUUCAUCUUAAAAUAAGGUGCGAUCUGGACCAAAGAUCAAGAACAAUCAGAACAGUGUUGGCCAGAGGUGGGUCAGAUCAAUCUCAAGAAAAUCUAUCAAAAGCAUGAGAAUGGCAAUUCAAUCACAUGGACAGUUUGUAGACAGAAUAUCACAUUGUUUAAUUUGUUGGAUUGUGGAAGGAAAACCCAGGCCAACAUUAAAACUGACCUUGAUCUUUUGGGGAACAUUCUUUGAACCAUACUGUUGAUCGUCACUCGGUCACAUAAGAAUAAUAUCCUCAUCAGGACAUCACAAGGAUGGUUUUGCCUUAAUUUUUGCCAGACCAGACCCAUCUGAUCAGACCCACCUCGCAUUUGGUCCUGAUGGCCCAGAUUUGCACCAACUGGGAUGCAGGUUAGGGAGGAUUUUCGUAUUGAGUUGUAGAUUGUUAGACCCUUCUUGCUUUUUAGUUUACACUGAAAACUGGGGUCAACAAUGGAAAUAUAUGCGGGCAUCGCAGUUUUUUUCUGUGAGACAGAUGCUCAGGUGUCAGCUACAGUAUGUAAAAUCAUAAGUGAUGUGGAAUCCUGUUUGAAAGUCAAGGUUGUUUUUCCAGUGAUAUGUUAAUAACUGAAUAUGUCUGGUUUACAGAAAUCUAAUGCAAUCGGUGAAACUGCCUCUGUGUCAAUAAUACGUUAAUGCAACAGAAGACUGGUGUUGCAUAAUCUGAUGCCAAGAGGUCUACACUGAAAGACCGUCAGUGGGCGUUUCCCUGCUUGCUGGGAGUUUACAUCACAGCAAAAAAGAAAGUCAUCUUUUGAAAACCCUUAAAACCUCCUCUGCCAUGUGGUGAUGUUUAAGGCUUUAUAUUCAAUGUCAUUCAGAUGGGUAUCUCUGUCUGAAGGUUCUGAUGGUAGGUUUUCUGAUUCAAACAAAAUCUGAGAAGCUGCAGCGCCUAUAAAGCUACUGACACUUCCACUGAGGAAAAAUUUGCACCGUAGCACUAAAAUAUGUCAAUAAUACAAAUAUAACAUAUAUAUAACAACAUUUUCAUAUGUACAAUCUCUACUAGACUU
Thunnus maccoyii (southern bluefin tuna) is the source of this 5463-nucleotide messenger RNA. It is a transcript of the gene slc38a8a, whose product is annotated as solute carrier family 38 member 8a. The record is from RefSeq and is a predicted model, not a curated record. NCBI's taxonomy places the organism in Eukaryota, Metazoa, Chordata, Actinopteri, Scombriformes, Scombridae. The coding region runs from base 140 to 1381 and encodes 413 amino acids. Gene Ontology annotation, biological process: amino acid transmembrane transport. Gene Ontology annotation, molecular function: amino acid transmembrane transporter activity. The transcript is spliced from 10 exons.